AUGGACGUAUCAAGCAAAGAUGACAGCGACUACCGAAUCCUCCUACAAAACAAAAUCCGCUACCUAACAAUCCGUCCCGGGACAUUCGACCGCUCAACCCUAUCCACACCUCUCAGCUCACUACCCAACCUCCCAGGCGAUCAUACCUGGAACUGCGCACUCAUCAACCGAGACCCAUCCAACCAUCAAAUCACCAUCGAACUACAGAACCGAAAUCUUACCGGCAUAACAGACAUAUGGCAUUCGUUGCAGAUUGACUGUCUUCAGCUAAGAAGGAUAAGACAGCUUACAGCUACUACAUUCGAAGCGACUCACUGCCGUACUACUAGUGAGUCGCUAAGCACUACUAUAUUGGAAGAGAACACAACAAUCAUUGCCAAAAUUGCCCGAUUCGAGUGGGAAAUACCCCUUCUGUCGCGGGAAACUUCCAUAUAUAAACAGUUACAGGGCAUCUCUGAUCUUGCUCCGCGCUUUCUGGGCCAUGUGCAUGAGCAUGGACGUGUCAUUAGGAUCAUACUGGAAAGGGUUGAGGGGCGGGAAGCGGGGAUUGAGGAUCUUGUCGGGUGUCAAGCUGUGUUGAAGCGUCUGCAUGACCUUGGAUUCGUGCAUGGUGAUGUUAAUAGAUAUAAUUUUGUUGUUCGAGGUGAUGGUACGGUUAGCUUGAUUGACUUUGAGAGUAGUUGGCAAGAUAAGGCUGCGACUGCGCUUAUGCGUGCUGAGAUGGAGAGUCUAGGUGAGCAGUUGGUGGAGAGGACUGGACGGGGUGCUGGUUUUGCUCCGGGGGGAAACAGGAUUGAGUAGCAG
Messenger RNA from Aspergillus eucalypticola CBS 122712, 804 nucleotides. Its product is annotated as alpha-galactosidase A. Bases 1 to 801 code for a protein of 266 amino acids. NCBI's taxonomy places the organism in Eukaryota, Fungi, Ascomycota, Eurotiomycetes, Eurotiales, Aspergillaceae. The record is from RefSeq and is a predicted model, not a curated record. The transcript has a single exon.